Molecule: messenger RNA, 3529 nt
Organism: Stylophora pistillata
Lineage: Eukaryota; Metazoa; Cnidaria; Anthozoa; Scleractinia; Pocilloporidae
Product: tolloid-like protein 2
Source: RefSeq, a predicted model, not a curated record
UUACCGACUGUAGCAGACACGCUCGACGAGAAGCAGUGACGAGUUGGCUUUUUCCCAAAGCAGGUUUAUUGCCAUUUCGCCCAGAUGACGUUUUGUCAUUUCGGUCAAUUGACUUGGCAUUAAUUCUUUAAAAGCUCAGGCCGUCUUUGUUAGCACCUGCCGAAUCGUAGAAAGGAAAUUUGCAUAUACAAGAAACCACUGCAUUUUUGCGUGACAGACAUCAUCUCCUUUGCUAAACUUCAAAUCGGUGCGUUUGAAUCUUAUGAAUCAUCCUGGGGAAUUUUUGAACGCAACUGUUUGGAUAAUAAGAGUUUUAAUAGCAGUACCAGUGAGUCCUGCCCGGCGGUUUUCUCUGAUCGUCAGAUGUGGCCUGUACGCCCGUAUUCUACUCUUUAUCUACCAAUCUACAUGCAUUUAGCAAAAGUAAUUGUAAGCAGAUCGGCCACAAUAGUCGUUGGCAGUAUUCCCAAAAGUCUGAUCAAGAAAGACUUCCUCUCAGACUAAUCAAUCAUAUAAUAGGACCAGUCUUCAUUCCUGAUAUCGUCAUCAAAAAGCUGGGUAUCUACAUAAGCAACUUAAGUAACUUAGAUGCACUGCAAAGAAAUUCACAGCUGUUAGACACUCAACUGGCAGGAUCUUCCCGUCAAUGUGUCAAGGCUUCUAUAUCAACGUGGUUUUCCGAUCACACUAACCAAGUUCUCACAAAACCGGUCUUGAGCGGAGGAAAAGAUUACGGAGUUAGCGCGGAACUGAAUAUCUCGUCAAACCAUAGCAUGAACUAAAGAGGUCUUACCGUAGAGAAAAUUGAAAAGGUAUUUAUUUUGACCAUCAAGAACCGAUCCUAAUUAACGAAAGCUGCUGGCCUCGCAUGACGGAACUUAUGCCGGGUACGAUAUUAAGAACAUUCUUCACGUGAAUUUAUCAUGACCUUUCCACAUCCGCUGUGAUUUCUGAGCCUCUCGGUGAUCGAGAAAAUUUAGGUGGAAUUGGCUUUGGUUGACGAUAUGCUUCAACUGUUGACAGUAUUCUAUCUUCUGGAAUUUGUGUCAACACGAACAUGGUGUCCUGAUUCUUCCUCUUAUUCAAACAGCUCUGGAGAUUUUAGUAGCCCCAAACCACUCGGCACUUUGCUUUAUCCGGACAACACUCGCUGCAUAUGGAACAUUGAAAUUCCAGACAGCAAUCAGCACAUCAAACUUUCAUUUAACACAUUUCACUUAGAGAGCUGCCUUGAUUGCCAAUGUGACUUUGUGGAGAUUUUGGACGUCAUCGGAAACAAACACAUUUCUUUGGGAAAGUUUUGUGGAAGCUCUUUACCGGGUCCUUUCUUUUCAAGCAAACAGGUAUUGAAGGUUGUGUUCAGCUCUGAUCACGGAAACAGCUUUUCAGGGUUCACAGCGACAUAUUCCUCCGUACUUCCUGGUGCAGUUUGUAAGAACGCCACGAGUCUCGUUACAUCAGUAGGCUCAAUCCACAGCCCAGAAUUUCCUUCUCGAAACUAUCCUAACAACGUGGACUGUGUCUGGAAAAUCACAACGCCAUAUAGAACGCGCAUCAAAUUCAAAAUCCUGUCGAUGUCAAUUCAAAGCUGCGGUAGAAUGAGAACUUCUGAGUACUGUUCGUGCGAUUAUGUUGAAGUAAGAGAUGGAGCAUCUUCUACGGCUCGUCUGCUCGGGACAUUUUGUGGAACUAAUAACACCGAUGCGCUGUAUUCAAGCGGCCAGCAACUAUGGGUAAGAUUCAAAUCAGAUGAUGCUGUUGCUGAUUCAGGUUUUGUGGCACAGUUUUCUUCAGAGAAAUACCGAAAAGGAUUUUCCUGUCCAAUGGAUUGGAAAUACCCAUUUCAAUGUCCAAAGGAGUUCAACAGCAACAAAACUGAAAUGUGUUGCUAUGACAACGGUCCAGGUUGUUGUGAGCUAGGUGGAAGGCGUUGUCAUGACAACGGAUCAAGCGUGAGGGAUUACUGUCCACGUCCAAAGGAUGAUAAAAAAUUGAAGUACUGUUGUUCGAUAGGAGGAAAACCUUCUUGUUGUGUAUCAUUUGGAGUCUACCACGAAGCUAGCCUCGUUCUUAGUUUUAGCGUUAUCUUACACACCGGUUGGAUCCUAAACAAGUGGUUCAACUGAACGUAAUAAAAGUAUGAUUAUCUCUUCUAAAUACGUUACAAUAUUUAAUUGUACAGUUACUGUAGUUAGUAAUUUUCAAAUCUUUAUACUCAGCUAGCUUGGAAAGAUACAACACAUCUUAUCAUAUCAGGGAUGAAUGCUGUUCAUCACACGACUGCUAUAGCCGUGUUAAUUAAGGAAUCAUAUGAAAGCUCAAUAAUUUUUAACGGACCAAUCGUAAUAUUUGAUCGUUUUCGGCACAAUUCUCAUUUUUAAAAUAUCACCACGAGUAAAUUCUCGAUUGCACUCGCAUUUAGGCGAUUGUCAAUGAUUGGAGACAUGUACACUUUGUCUCUCUGAGUCUUAAGACUUCGCUAGCUCAAAUAGCUGUACCAAGGAGACACUUGAAGAGUGUCUACAAUUUCUAGUCAAUGAAACAUUAGUAAAUCAGGAUAUUUCCGAAAGGAAAAAUUGUAGGAAGUUAUUCCAAUGUAAGACAAGUUAUUUAUAUUUAAACAUGUUAUUCAUAUUUAAACAUAGGCGUAUUCAAGAUUAAUUUAGUGAGAGAUGUCAGAGUUUAUAUUCCUUAUAAGGAAUUCAGGAUCACGUGUUAUGGGAUCAACAUUUCAAUUGACACCUUUUUUUUAACUUUGUAAAUCUUAACAAGAUUUUUGAACGCAAUGCUUUUAUAAUUAUUGCAGUUUUUUGUUUUUUACUUUUUAUAACGAUAGCACUCAAUAGCUUCUUUAUCUUUUUAUUCAGCUGGUCAUGAGUUUGAGUUUAUUCCAAAGAAAUACUGUCCGUUCGGUUUCCGAUUUUGUUAGCGUAUUGGAUUGUGUUGGCGUAAUGAGAAGCUGCAUUUUCAUGCAUGGUAUCGGAUCAGUGCUUGCCGUAAAUUUCUUAUUUGCAGUCUUUCGAGUUUUGAGUUAUGAGAAUAUAGUAUUUUGAAUUUAAAAACGACACUAAGAAAGUGAACUAAGAUAUCAUCAUAUACGCGGAAGGCAAAGUUUUCUUACUAAGUUACAUUAGAUAUGGAGCACAGUUAGUGUGAGUGUUGUGAAACCGAAAUCAUAGUAAUCACAAGGUAAACAAGUUAACUUCGUAAUCUGGCAGUGACACCUCAAAGUAAAGACAAGCAAACUGCUUGGAACGCGGGAAAAGGUGAGCGACGGGGUUGUGAGUCACGUGAUUGGCUGAGAUGUUGGCUCGAGAUACAAAGAGACAACUAGAGCAAAACCAAUGUAAACCCAAAUUACUUCCAACGUUGAAUCGAAAAUUGCUCAGUUUAUUUACAGGCUGCUUGUGAUUUCGUAAAUAAAAAAACUUGCUUUAUCCUAGCGAAGAAGAAAACCUUCAAAGGAGGACAAAUGCAGAAAAGGAAAGAGUAAACUAAAUGAAAAAAAAAAUAAUAAAAAACUGGAUGA